CCUCCGCCUCGGUCCUCGGUUUUGUCUUAGACGCGCGCAGGAGCAGAAGACACCAGGAUGGAGCGGAUGGAGUCUAUGGAGCCCAUCUCGGCGUACUACACCACAGCGUACCCGGAGAUUCAACCCGACAGCGGCUACGGCUCCGGAGAGACCACCGAGAAUCAGGCGAAGACUCCGCCGGCUCCGACUUAUGAUGAGGAGUUGGUGCACAAGACAAUCCUGGUCGGGGACAGCGGCGUGGGUAAAACAUCUCUGCUGGUGCAGUUUGAUCAGGGCAAGUUCAUCCCCGGCUCCUUCUCUGCUACGGUCGGCAUUGGAUUCACGAAUAAAGUGGUAACUGUUGAUGAUGUGAAGGUCAAGCUACAGAUUUGGGACACAGCUGGACAGGAACGGUUCAGAAGCGUGACACAUGCAUAUUACAGAGAUGCACACGCUUUGCUUCUUUUGUACGACAUCACCAGCAAAUCAUCCUUUGACAACAUCCGGGCAUGGUUAACAGAGAUCCAUGAGUAUGCACAGAGUGAUGUAGUCAUCAUGUUGCUGGGCAACAAGGCUGAUAUGAGCAGUGAUCGAGCAAUCAGGAGAGAUGAAGGAGAAAGACUGGCCAGAGAGUAUUCAGUUCCUUUCAUGGAGACGAGUGCCAAAACGGGAGUCAACGUAGACCUGGCCUUCACAGCUGUAGCCAAGGAGCUGAAGCACCGGGCCGUCCAGCAUCCCAAUGAACCCAAGUUCCAGAUUCAUGAAUACAUUGAGGCACAGAAGGAGAAGUCAGGUUGCUGCAGCUACUUCUGAAUCCCAGAAAACCUCCUCCCAUCACUCCCAGUGAACAGACUGUCGGAGACACACUGAGAGAUCUGGAGUGGGAGGAAACCACUGCUGCAACCUAAAGAUUAUGCUGCUAUUGGUUUGAGAUGAAAAGCCAAAAGUGCAUCUAUCAAACGCAUCAGAGGAGAAAGAAGCAAGCUAAUAACUCAGUUUUCUUUAGCCAGGAACGUAUUCUUCUAACUUUUGUGUGAUUUGUAAUUAUUAUGUAAAUUCUUGAAAAGAGUGGUUUUGUUUUUCUAAUGACGUAAUAGCCUUAUCAUUCUUAUUUUCUGAGAUGACACAUGCUUUGGUUUGGAGAUUAGGAACAAGAGAAAACCUUGUCUAAAGCUAAAAGAACAUGCAAGCAGAAAUGUAAAGUGACUUUGAGUCUGCAGCCACAUCAGCAGCUUUUGCAGGAUGUGAACUAAACUGGCUCACCAGCACGACUUCAUCUUAAAUGGCAUAUAGCAAACAUGUGGGUGUUCCCGCCGUGGAUGCUGUAGGACCUAGAUCCCAGACUCAGCCCAGACUCUGCACAUGUGCUGCAAUGGCCUUCUCUCCACUGGGUUCAACCCACAUGUAGACCUUUUGUUGGGAAGCCAAAACACAAGUCAAGUUCACUUUUUUGAGGCUGUUGCAAAUUUUUACAAAUAUAAAUCUCAGUGGAGUGAGACAUUUUCCUUCUAGAUGUCUCUGUUUCUAGAUGUGAUGUCUGGGGACAAAGCUUUUAGAGGGUUUCUCUUGUUUUGCAAAUCUAUUGUUUUUAUGUACACAAACAUGCAAAGUAAACAACACAAACCAGCUUGUUAUUGUGAUAGUAAACAUUAAGUGGAUUAAAACAUGAAGAACUUGCAUGUCAAGACAAAGUUGUUUAAAAAAAAGCUGCACACAUCUAGACGUUAUGUAUCCUUGAUGUCAGACUUUUUUAAAAUUACUAGCAGAAUCUGAAUUAGCAUUUUUUUAAGAAUAUUUAAUUUCUUCUUCAUUGAGAAUUAAAUACAGUCAUGAAAAACACUCUCUUUCAGUUCAAAGUUUUUAUAUAUAUCAGGACAUAAAACUCUCCUUUAGCAGGUCUGAAACUGAAAGGAAAUUAUACCUCAGAUAAUACCACAAUGUUUUACUGAUUAUUUAAGAAAAACUAAGCCAAUAUUUAAAACUGUGUAAAAACUAUGCAUGCCCUUAUUGAUUCCAGAAGACUUGGGGAAUUAAGCAGCCGCCUGGUGCUGCUUGUGACGUUUUGUCAUUUUGCAGCUCUGCAACAUUCUGUUAACACAAUGCCAAGGAGGAAAGACAUCAGCAAUGACCGUGCAAUGCAACUGUGGCUUCCAAUGGAUCUGAAAAGGGUUAUAAGGUCAUUUCCCAACUAUUACAAGCCCAUCAUUGUACUGAGAGAAAGAAUAGUCAGAAGACAGCUGCCAGUCUUCCAGGAGUGGACGUCCCAGCAAGUUUACUCUAAGAUCAGAUCGUUAAACAAACCCAAGAGCUGCGUUUUAGGCCGCGCUUACAGAGACCGGCCUUCAGAGUGAAAUUUUCUUCAAACACAAGGUGAAUCCUGUCCAUGUAAACGUGAUCUGGAACCUCAUCUUGCACUCACACACUUAAGCCCGGUUUACACCCACGAAAAGCACCACAACAAAGCUGGACCUCCAUCUUCUGUUUGUGCUGCUGAAUCUUUUUAAGUUAUUUGUUCUCUUAAAGCAAAACCAGCUGCUCUUGCAACAUUUAUGCUGUCAGCAAAAACACAGAUUACAUGCAGCAGAUAUUCAGUACUCUCUGUACAAGAGGAGGGCCACCAAGAGAACAAGUGUUGUGUUU
Melanotaenia boesemani (Boeseman's rainbowfish) is the source of this 2619-nucleotide messenger RNA. RefSeq names its product ras-related protein Rab-37-like. Gene Ontology annotation, molecular function: GTPase activity; GTP binding. Gene Ontology annotation, cellular component: endosome; Golgi apparatus. The transcript is spliced from 9 exons. NCBI's taxonomy places the organism in Eukaryota, Metazoa, Chordata, Actinopteri, Atheriniformes, Melanotaeniidae. Bases 58 to 792 code for a protein of 244 amino acids. The record is from RefSeq and is a predicted model, not a curated record.